Messenger RNA from Prunus armeniaca (apricot), 1728 nucleotides. The record is from the annotation of a GenBank genome assembly. Lineage: Eukaryota; Viridiplantae; Streptophyta; Magnoliopsida; Rosales; Rosaceae.
AUGGGGACCACUUCAGGACCACAAUUCCUAUCGGAGGAUGGAUUACCGUACGGUAUGCCAAGUGGAGCAAGCCCCGCGCUGCACCCUAGCACCCCCUUCGGUAAUCCUCCAGUGCUUCAGACCACGGUUGAAGCGGAGCUUCUGGCUCAAAUGACCUCCCUUCGGAGGGAGAUGGCUAAACUCCAAGAACAUAACAAUCUCCUCUCGUCCAAAGUAGACGACACCCAACGGUUGCUUAACCAGCAAGAAACACAGAGCAUUCAGGCUACCGAGUCUUCCCAGAGUCAGCAGACCCCCGGUCGGCAGAAGAAGGGAAAGCGGGGGGCAAAGGCAACGCCUGCGCCUUCCAAACAGUUGGUGGUCCCGGCUCCACAGGACCAACCUCACGUGCCGAAGAAGGUGUACACCGAUUGUCGUCAUCGGAUCAACGACAAGAAGGAUGCCGAAUGGCAUAGGUCCCCAAUCAGGGUUAAUGCCCGCCUGCGGGACUCCUGGAUGAAGGUCCUGGGAGAUAAAUUGCCCCUUAGGAAGGUCCAGGGUUUGGAUUCGGGGCUGGAAUCUGACGAUGAGUACGUCCCCACCAAGGGCACCGAAUUGAACUACCGUUCGGAAACUCCCCCGGGGUAUUCGAAGGCAAGACCACCAAGCCCGAGGAGAACUUCCAAAGACUUCAGUUCGGAGGAUGUCCCAAGCCGAGACCCCGCUAUCCGCCUGCUUUUCCAGAGAAUCCAGAAGAUGGAGGAUGACCGAACCCGGUCCCAGGUCCCUGACUGGGGAAAACUUCGGCCAAGACCAUUUAUCGAGCGCAUCAAGAAGUCCAGACAGGACAGGGAGGUGCAGCCGUUGCGUAUAUCAUUUUAUACCGGCGUGGAGGACCCCUUGACGCACCUUCACUCCUUCCAAUCGGCAGUUGGAUGCAAGGGCCUCAGUGACGAGGGGCAAUGUCUGCUGUUCCCAUCAUCCCUUACCGAAGCCGCUCUGAACUGGUUCUACCGUCUUGAGCCGGGGACAGUAGACUCCUUUGACGAACUGAAGCAGAUUUUCCUCAAUCACUUCAUGAUCUAUACACGAUUCGGCAGAGAGAGGACAAACCCCUACGGGAGUACGCAGCGCGCUUCAAUCACGAAUACUCGAGGUGUCCAGAAACGGACGAUAGGGCAGCCUUCGGCGCCUUCAAGAGUGGCCUUCGGUCCUCUCACUUCCGGACACAAACGGAAGGACAACCGUGAUAGUCGUCAAGGAAACUCGAAGAAGGGGCGCGGGAAACACGGUCGUAAUGACCACCGUGCGCCGUUACCGAAUCACGAUCAUGCCCAGGAAGUCUUCACCCUGCUGAACACAACAUACGAGAUCGUUCUGAUGAACGAACAUGACCAAAUCCCGAAGCCAACAAACCGAAAGCCCAAUCGGCAGGAUAAUCGGGACACUGGCAAAUUCUGCCGAUACCACCAGCAGAACAGCCACAACACCGAAGACUGCAUCAGUUUGAGGAAGAUCGUUGAGCGUCUGAUUCGGAAAAGAAAGCUGGAUCAUUACAUCGCCAGGCCACCACAGGCACCGGCAUCGAACGCGAAAUGGCAGAUCAACAUGAUCAGCACCAUCAGCGGUGGCCCCACUCUGGCGGGACCCUCUAACUGUUCAAUGAAACAGUAUGUGCGUGCCGCCCACUACCCUCAGGUCUUCGGCAUAGAAGACGAUCGGUGCCGAAAGGUGCAGAAUGUGGGAUGA